AUGGCGUCACUCUCUUUCUCAACUGCCGCUCAUCGUCUCUCUCGCGAGGUCUCCGUUUACCGACUACGUUCCUCUCCCCGCGCUUCCCCAUUCCACCCAAUAUCACCGCCUCUCCUCGGCCGCUUCGCUCCCCGCAACGCAGCGUUGCCGCUAAAAUUCAACCCGUUGUGCUUAUCCGCAUUACAAGCUUCAUCGCCUCGUCAAUCCACAAGUUGCAAUAGCUUAGAUGACAACAAGACAAGUACUACAGUACUACGGUAUCACACCGAACAUUCCGCCUCUCCAGGUGCAGGGCAGAUCCCCCCAUCCAGUCUUAGCGCAGCGCUUCAACGUCCCCUCGCGCUCACCUCAGCAGCAGCCAUUAGCGCAGCUCUCGCGUUUUCCGCUCUUCCUGCUCUAGCCGCUGACAUCGAUUUGUUUGGAUCGAUUUCUCAAGGUGAAUCGGUCGCUUUCCUCCCUAAUUCCGGUAGGGAGAAGGGCAUGAUCCUCGCUUCGGCAUCACUCGCAGCGCCUUCGCUGGAAGGCUUCAGCGAGUUAACGCCGUCUUUAUUAACCGCUACAGUAGCACCCUCGAUAGUAGACAACGCGGUAGUAGUCUCACAUGCCGAGAGUGUUUCCGACGUGGCCAAAUCGGGUCCGAUUCUGCAACUGGCUGCCCGCGACGCGGCGUCGCACGAUGUGGUCAAGAUGUGUUCGAAUCUCGUCGCCGCAUGCGGUCGCCUCCACGCCCACCAAUUCUCCUCCGCUUCCCCCUCCUUCCCGGCCUCCGCACUCCUCCCCCUUCCGCUCCAUCUCUCUCCACGCCCUUCCACCGCUCUGCACCAACUCGCCGCCUCGCUCUCCUCCCUCGCCCAACCGGCCACCGAACUAACCGCCGAAGCAGCCGCCAAACCAGCUGCACCGCUAGGCGGUAGUGACGCUGCUGGCAAUCUCGGCGGUCAGCUUGGUGAAGCGGGAAUGACGCUGCUGCUGCUGGUCAUCAUGACGGCCGUCUGUGAGACGGCGGGAGACGGUGACGGGCUGGCGGGACAGCUGGCGCUGCUCGCUGUGGGCGGCAUCGCGCUCCUCUCGCUUCACUGUCCACCUCUCACUGAUACGGCUCUUAUAGUCAACUCACCUGUCGUCGCUCCCUUCCCCUUCCGGUCCCUCCUCUUCUCCUCCCCUUACCCUCCCCUUUUCCUCCCUCACCCUUCCCCUCCCCUUCAACCCUUCCCUCCCUCCCUCCCUCUCCCUUUCAUCAACACGCCAAUCAACAGGUGGGGCCCGGCGCUACUCAUUCUGGCAUGCAACGCUCUGCUCUGGAUUCAACAACAGACGCGUUUCGACGCGCCUCAAAGCUGGAGUAAUAAGCAGGCAGAAGCGGGAGAGACUAACCUGUCCUCGAGCCGUCCUGCAUCGGGUGCAUCUGGGCUGUCACUUUCGAAUCGCUUCUUCACCCCUCCUGUUCUUGGAGUUCUCGCAGGUCUCCUGAUCGGCGCCACGCCUCUCAGUCAGCUCUUCCUGCUGCCACGUGUCACCGACGGAUUGGUUGACACGAGCACUCUCUUGAUCGACAGUGGGUCCAUACUAGCAUGGCUGCAUGGGCAAGCGGGCGAGAUGGCAGGGAGCAUGCACUGCUUCAUGGAGGCUGCAUCCUUCCUUGAUACUGUCACAUUCGGAUCGGAGCCCACCUAUCAACGCAUUCAGCUACACCAUCUACCGUCACUGACAAUGGGUUAA
This is a messenger RNA of Closterium sp. Yama58-4, 1719 nucleotides long. Lineage: Eukaryota; Viridiplantae; Streptophyta; Zygnematophyceae; Desmidiales; Closteriaceae. The record is from the annotation of a GenBank genome assembly.